Messenger RNA from Panicum hallii, 741 nucleotides. Its product is annotated as protein RADIALIS-like 3. Gene Ontology annotation, molecular function: DNA-binding transcription factor activity. The coding region runs from base 138 to 428 and encodes 96 amino acids. NCBI's taxonomy places the organism in Eukaryota, Viridiplantae, Streptophyta, Magnoliopsida, Poales, Poaceae. The transcript is spliced from 2 exons. The record is from RefSeq and is a predicted model, not a curated record.
CACACCCCCUCCUCUCAUCAGUUCAUCACAGCUCUUGAUCUCUAGCUAGAGAUAAGCUUCCUCUUCCUCUCGGUCGAGUGAUCCUCUCUCACUCUCACCAGGAGCUCAGCUCAGCUAGCUCAAGGAGGCCGGAAGAAAUGGCGUCGAUGUCGAUGACCAGCAGCUCGGUGCGGGCGCAGUGGACGAAGAAGCAGAACAAGCUGUUCGAGCAGGCGCUGGCCGUGUACGACAAGGACACGCCCGACCGGUGGCACAACAUCGCCCGCGCCGUCGGCGGCAAGUCCGCCGAGGAGGUCAGGCGCUACUACGAGCUGCUGGAGGAGGACGUCAAGCACAUCGAGUCCGGCAAGGUGCCCUUCCCCGCCUACCGCUGCCCCGGCGGCGCCCUCGGCUACGAGGCUGACAGGAUGAAGCAUCUGAAGAUCUAGGCAAACUUCAGAGGAUGACGGUCGAGAAGAGGCCGCGCACGCACGUGUAUAUAUGAUUGGGACAGCAUGCAUGUCCAUGCUACUCCUACGCAAGUGGUCUGGAAGGAGCAAGAAGAAUCAGAUGAGAUGCAUGCAUGUUAGUUAAUAAUUAGUAUGGGAUGAGUAGUACCCUAGCCUGUCACGCGAGAUCGACCGACCUAUCGAUCUCCCAUGUGUCCUUCGUACCCACUCGUAUGUGUAUUAUAUCCUAGCUGCAUCUGUGUACCAUACCAAUCAAGAACACAUGAACUUGAUAUUAGCUGAUGCAUUUCUA